AUGAUUACAAAUAGCAGUUGCACUGACUAGUACUGAAAGCACACUGGACUCUUGCACCCUACUGAACCUCUAAACCAUGCAAAGGAACAUCAGGAUGCUUUCCCAGAUGAUUUUCACUGUUUUGCUUUUCCUGGCGCUGUCAGCUGGAAGACCAGGCCUUAUCAGCAAGAGUCACAAGGGAGACAACCCCCUGCUACAGUAUGUGCUCAAUAACUCUUUAAGGGAACAUCCUGUGCUGACAAAGCUGCGCUUGAAAACUAUGGAAGAUCCUAGGAGUGGCAUGAUGGUGGCUGCAGAACAGGCUCAGUUAAUGGCCAAUUUGCUAAAGUUGAUCAAAGGCAACAAAACCAUUGAAAUAGGCAUGUACACAGGCUACAAUACUUUGAGUAUGGCUCUGGCAGUUCCUGAGGAUGGCCAAGUGGUAGCCUGUGAAAUAAAUGAGGAUUACAUCAAUAUUGGCAAGCCAUACUUCCAAGAGGCUGGUGUAGAGAAUAAAGUUGAUAUUCGUCAUCAAAUCGCACUUAAAACCUUAGAUGAACUUCUUGAAGCUGGAGAAGCUGAAACUUAUGACUUUGUGUUCAUUGAUGCAGACAAGGAAAACAAUGAGAAUUACUAUGAAAAGUCUCUCCAGCUUAUUCGUAAGGGUGGAAUAAUUGCUAUAGAUAAUGUCCUUUGGGGUGGAAGUGUCAUAAACCCUGACAAGGACGAUGUAACCUCACAAAGCAUUGACGAGCUGAAUAAGAAAUUACACAAAGAUCAGCGAGUUGAUCUGAGCAUGCUUACAGUUGGUGAUGGCCUAACCUUGGCUAUCAAAUUAUAAUCCCUUACUAUUGACCAAACAAAACAGAGCAGGCUAAUCUAGUUUAAUUUUAAUUAUUGUUGAUUUUUAAAUCAUAUAUUACAGGAUUGUUCUCUAAAGGCUUACAAUUUACACAACACAAUAACUCUUUGACCUUUUCCUGCUUUGAAAAAGAAAAUGCUGAAUAAAUAGCUUCUUCAAGAAGGUUCCAAUUUA
Messenger RNA from Pygocentrus nattereri (red-bellied piranha), 1015 nucleotides. RefSeq names its product catechol-O-methyltransferase domain containing 1 (gene comtd1a). Bases 77 to 820 code for a protein of 247 amino acids. The transcript is spliced from 7 exons. The record is from RefSeq and is a predicted model, not a curated record. Gene Ontology annotation, molecular function: S-adenosylmethionine-dependent methyltransferase activity; O-methyltransferase activity. Lineage: Eukaryota; Metazoa; Chordata; Actinopteri; Characiformes; Serrasalmidae.